CCACUGAGAAGUCAGUCCAUCCUAAACACAGAUGAAUGAGGAAGAGCCAAGGAAGUCUGUGAGGGUUAUGGUGUUUUACAAAGCUGGUUUUAGGUCUCCUGCCUGGUUAGUCUGUUUAUAACUAAAAUCAUGUCAAGCGCGGGCAUUUCUUUCUGGAUUGUCCUGUUGCUCUAUGCAGGAGUCUGCAGUGAGGAGAAUAUCGAUGGAUGCGAUAUGAACCAGUGCAUGAACGGUGGCGUGUGCGAGAACCAGGAUGGACAAUACAAAUGUCACUGUUCCCAAACGAUCUAUAAUGGACACCUCUAUGGAGGGCCGUACUGCACAGUUGUGCUGCUUGGCUGUGAACGUCACUGGUGCCAGAACGGUGCCACUUGCUAUCCGUACCUAGACAAUGGACGGCAUCGAUACAGCUGCAUCUGCCCUGAGGGUUUCACUGGAACGAAAUGCCAGACAUCCACCACCUUCUCUUUUGAAGAAAGAGGAUUCAUGCAGGUCCAAACCAACAUCACUAAUGCUUUGGACCCUUGGAAUGUCACUCUGAGUUUCCGCACGUUGCAGGCAGCAGCCGUUCUGCUCCAGUGCCAUGUUGAAGAUCAGCUUCUUAUGCUGGAGUUAGUGGAUGGAAGGCUACGGCAUUCACUGCAGAGAGCAAUGAAAGCUGAAAGUGUUCUUCUAGAGCUCCCGUUGAUCGUUUCUGAUGGCCUUUGGCACACGGUCAAGGCCUCGCUGCGCAACAACAUGCUUGGGCUGAGUCUUACAGACCCGUCUUGCCUUGAGGACACGUGUCGUAUGGAAGUACAGAUCGAUCAAGCAGAGCCCGAACUGGGUUCAGGUCUGUCUGAGUUGGCUGGGAUCCAGAAUCUCUACAUAGGUGGAAGAGGAGAGCAAGAGAGUGCUUCAGGCUUUCUGGGAUGUAUGAGGGAUGUGUGGUUGGAUUCACGUGUAGUGGUGCCCGGAUUGGGGCCGAGGACUGCCGCUAAUCAAUUUAAUGUGAAACAGGGCUGCAGUGACUGGGACCGCUGCAGGGAAAACCCAUGCCAGAACAGAGGCAGAUGUGUCAAGACUGGAUGGAGGAGCUUUAGCUGCGAAUGCCAUCGGCCUUAUGAGGGCGAGCACUGUUUAGAUGAGUAUGUGACUGCAAGGUUUGGAAGUGAAGAUCUGGAGAGCCACGCUGUGUUCACAGUAGAAGACAAUCCAGGCGACAGUAACACCGUGUCCAUGUUCGUCCGCACGCGCCGCUCACAGGGCUUGCUCCUGGUCCUCUCCAACACCACCAGUCAGUAUCUGCGUGUCUGGUUAGAGGAUGGAAAGGUCAAAGUUCAAAUCAACAACUUUGAAAGCCUGCUUGGAAGUGAAACGGUCAGCGAUGGUCACUUUCACCUCAUAACUGUGCUUGUGGAACCAGAGUCCCUGUCCCUGUUUAUGUCUGCUAAGAGCCAAGGCCGCAUCCCCAUCCGCAGUGUGCUGGUCCAGGCUGGAGAUGCGGUGUAUGUGGGAGGUUUACCGGAUCGCCGUGCAUCUCUAGCCUUCGGGGGCUACUUUAAGGGCUGCAUCCAAGAUCUCCGUAUGAACAGCAGACACCUGCAGUUCUACCCCGUCAGUGUCCCAGUGAGCUCCUACUGGCUCCAGAGCUCGACGAAAGUCACGCGCGGCUGCACUGGCGACGACUCCUGCAGUGUUUGGUCAGUGUUAGCCUCCGCAGCGACAGCCACAUAAUCACCUAUCGUGGCAAUGGAAAAAUACGGCGAUA
Sinocyclocheilus grahami is the source of this 1750-nucleotide messenger RNA. Its product is annotated as protein crumbs homolog 1-like. The record is from RefSeq and is a predicted model, not a curated record. NCBI's taxonomy places the organism in Eukaryota, Metazoa, Chordata, Actinopteri, Cypriniformes, Cyprinidae. The coding region runs from base 130 to 1716 and encodes 528 amino acids. The transcript is spliced from 4 exons. Gene Ontology annotation, molecular function: calcium ion binding.